AUGGCCACAAACAUUGGAGCUGAAGUGCUGCAAGCUUUACAAACUCUGCAGAAACAUAAUUUCAAGGAAUCGGAGGCGGCUUUAAAAAAGGAAGCAGGUUUAACGGAUAGCAGUGUUGCGGAUGAGUUCUUUGAAUUUAAGGCAGAUACACCUGACGACCCACACCUAUUUUCGGCCGCAUACGAACAGAUCAUAAAAUUUGUAGAUGGUUGCUCUGAUCAACACAAGCUAUACAUGCGUCUUGUGAGCGGCAACUAUCCCGUCGAUGGUAUUUUUAUUGAAUAUUCAGACCCAUUAAUUCUUUGUUUAGCUGCCGCAUUGAUGAACAAAUAUCGGCGUUUUCAGGAAGAUUUUUAUCAAGAUGACAUUCAGACUCUUUCUAACAUAACUGAACCGAAUCAUCUGUUUACAAAUCCGCUUGUAGAGACGUUUAGAGCAUCUGAUUUCUACGUAAGCGUCGCAUCAUCAUCAUAUACGAUUUUCCGCCGUUUUAUUCGCGAGAAGGGGCUGUCUGUAAUUCAGAGUAUCCUCAAAGACCAGUUGAAUGUCGAAGUUAUUGACGGUCCUCCGCGGUCAAAACUACAAUUGUGCUGCCGUCGCGGUGCAAUAUUCGGAGAAUCACGACGUGAUGCUAACUCGGAGCCUGUUUUGUUUGGACUUUUAAGAGACCUUACUGUUGAAUCGGAGCCAUCUGAGACAAUUGAUCCAAUGACCAGCGAACUAGAUGGUGACACAGAGUUGACUCCGUCGAAAAAGAAGAAGAAAAAGGACGGUGGUCCUUUGGGCCAAAAAUCAUCCAAGUCCGACGACUCCAAGGGUUCUUCAAAGUCACCAGCACUUGAUAGAAUUCCACUUCCAAAGCUCUCCGAUGCCUACUUAGACCGUCGUAGGACGCUUCGUCGAGAAACUGCCCAGAUAAAAAGGAGCAUCCUUCAGCGGGACUCAAACCCUGGUACAUCAGCACUUUUUUAUACUGUGUGCAAUGCGCAGCCUGGUGAAUCAGCGUUGGCUAUCCGUCGUGGAGGCGUUCCCUGUAUGUCCUUUUCAGAAGACCUAAGCAUGCUCGUUGCAGCCUUAGGCUCCGGUCGUAUUCGUGUUUGGGCCCUAGGAGCUGAGUCACUAAGGCAGUUGCUGCCGCCAGAUGAACUUGAACUACUCGACAUGAAUGAUGCAAGAAUAAAGAGCAAAAUGCUUCAUGACGAAAACGACAAGGCGCAUCCAUCGCGUGACUUGAUUGGUCAUCAGUCUGCAGUGCAUGGCGUCGCCUUUUCACCCGAUUGCCAACUGAUUGCCUCCGUGAGUGCUGACGGCUCCCUGAGGCUUUGGUCCACGAAAAUUUGGGGAGGGGCUCUCUCUGUGUGGCGAGACCACGUUUUGCCCAUAUGGUGCGUGUCUUGGGCUCCCUCCUACGGACACUACAUAGCCACUGGGGGUUCUGACAGAACCGUGCGCAUGUACGCCUGCGACCACGCGCCCCAACCUUUGCGAAUCUUCACCGGCCACAAGGCGGAUGUAACCACGGUCGCUUUUCAUCCUAAUGUCAACUACCUGGCCUCCGGCAGUGCCGAUAGGGCCGUUCGACUUUUCGAUGUUCGUUCGGGAAAGUGCGUCCGUCUCUACACUGGUCACAAGGGCUCAGUCCAGUGUCUAGCCUUCUCGCCUUGUGGCCGAUAUCUCGCUUCUGGCGGGUGGUGUGGGGCUACGUGUUUGUGGGAUCUAGGAAGCGGUGCACAAGUUGGCCAGCUUGGUGGCUUCAGCACAAACAAUUUCAAGAGCCGCGUCUCCGCCAAUGCCGAAGAUACCAGCCAACUCCUCACCGGGCCCGUUGUUAGUUUGGCCUUCUGUCCUGAUAGCUCGAGCGGUCGUUUGGCGACAGGUGGGCUGGAGGGUGCUCUUCGUGUUUGGAACGUCGGCUCGGGAAAGGUUUCACAAGUUGGAGACAAUGACGGUAGUUUAUCUCUGCUGGGCGUGCACAGUGCGAUGAGCGAAGAAUCUCGAGGCAGCGGUGGGAGCGCCUCCUGUCGGUGGGAGACGGAUCAGUACUACAGCAUGGUGGGCGGUUACGAGGUUGCUCGGGGCUGUCUCCUGGACGCCUUCUUCACGCGCAAAUCAGCGGUUCUUGCUGUACAGUUUGCACACCCUUACUUGUUGCUAGCCGCAGGGCCAUACAACCAAAUAUAA
Molecule: messenger RNA, 2181 nt
Organism: Mesocestoides corti
Lineage: Eukaryota; Metazoa; Platyhelminthes; Cestoda; Cyclophyllidea; Mesocestoididae
Source: the annotation of a GenBank genome assembly